GCAACCACAGGAAGCGACCAUCCACUGACUCCGAGGGAAUUCGCGGGCCCACCAAACCGCUAGGCCAUUAGCCAAAGCAUCCAAACGCCCGAGAAAAAACCGCGGCGAUCGGCGGCGGCGGCGGCGGCGGCGAGGGGUACGGCUACGGCGGCGAUGGACGCGUCGAGCGAGCUGCAGUGCGUGGGGAGGCUGGAGGUCGCCGCGCCGCCGCCGGCGCGCUACCUCCGGGUGGGCUCCCUCCCCGUCCCCACCGACUCCCCCGCCUCGCUCCCCGCCCUCCUCCCAUCCUCGUCCCCAACUGGAGCUCCAAGGUAUCAAAUGUUGCCAUUGGAGACUGAUCUCAACACACUCCCGAUGAUACCAAAUAUUCCAGAAAAGGUUUUCCCGAUGGACGCAAAGAGUACUGAAGGAUCACGAUAUGGAAGUGGACUUGCCAACCAAAACUUAUCAAGGAAGUGUGAAGCACUGGCUGUGUCAGGCCUAGCUGAAUAUGGUGAUGAAAUAGAUGUGGUUGCUCCAACUGAUAUCCUAAAGCAGAUUUUCAAAAUACCAUACUCCAAGGCACAAGUAUCUAUUGCUGUUAACCGUAUUGGAGAUACACUUAUUCUAAACACAGGUCCUGAUGUUGAUGAAGGUGAAAAGAUAUUCAGGAGACAAAGCAACCACCCCAAAGGAUCUGAUCCUUCAAUGUUUCUUAAUUUUGCAAUGCAUUCAGUGAGAGCAGAAGCUUGUGAUUGCCCACCAAGUCAUCAACCAUCAAAGGAGAAGCAAACGGCAUCCGCUAUCUUGCGUGGACCAUUUGGCCAAAGGGAGGGUCCAUUGGAUUCGCCAUCGUCAUCUAGUUUUAGCACUUCACCUUAUCUGGACCAGAAUAUCAGUAAAAGUAGAAAAACAUCACAUGGUGCUCGUGAAAGCCUGUACUGGGGUGCAAGGGAAAAUAAGCAGAAAGUUAAAGGGUCUGACCCUGUUAAGAAAACCACUCAUGUUGGUGACAAACCCAGAUGCGACGUGCAAGAAUCCGAGAAAAGUAGGAGGGUGGGAAACAAUGGAUUUCGGAAGGUUUGCUUUUGGCAGUUUCAUAAUUUCCAUAUGCUUUUGGGUAGCGACUUGCUUAUAUUUAGCAAUGAGAAAUAUAUGGCGGUCAGCUUACACCUCUGGGAUGUUUCGAGACAGGUUACUCCACUGAACUGGCUUGAAGCUUGGCUAGAUAAUAUAAUGGCAAGUGUGCCAGAAUUGGCUAUAUGUUAUCAUCAAAAUGGUGUUGUGCAAGGUUAUGAGCUCUUGAAAAAUGAUGAUAUUUUUCUACUUAAGGGUGUAUCUGAUGAUGGUACACCUGCAUUUCAUCCACAAGUUGUCCAGCAAAAUGGCCUUGCUGUCCUGAGGUUCCUGCAAGAUAACUGUAAGCAAGACCCUGGUGCAUAUUGGUUGUACAAGGGUGCUGAAGAGGAUGUUAUACAGCUGUAUGAUCUGUCUAUCUUACCUCAAAAUCAUACUGCUGGUGAUCAUAGAUCUACUUGUGGUCCUAUGUCUUCUUUAAUGAAGAAGGGUAGAAAGGAGUCGUUGUUCUCUUUGGGCACACUCUUGUACCGUGUUGCUCACAGGAUGUCUUUAUCAAAGGUGCCUAGUAAUAGAGCAAAAUGUGCGAAGUUCUUCAAAAAAUGUUUGGACUUUCUCAGCGAACAGGAUCACUUGGUUGUCCGGGCGUAUGCUCAUGAACAGUUUGCAAGGCUCAUCCUUAGGUGUUACGAGGAGUUGGAAUUGACAUCUGAAUCAUUUUUGCUUGAAUCUGAAGUUACUCUUACUGACUUGGAUGAGUCUCCAGACCUGAGCCUUGAGAAUUUACCAUCGAAGCAAAAUGAAGUGCUGACAGAGAUUAGCGAGGAACCAGCAACCUUAGAUGGAAUGUUGGAAUGUUCACGGUCAGGAUCUUCUCAAGCGUCAAAUAGUUUAGUGGAUCCGGGUCAUGUUGACAUUAGUCCUGUAUCUUCAGCUACAAAAGGAGAUGUUACUGUGGAUAGCUUGGUAAUGUGUCAGUCUGGAACUCAGGUAUCAAGGACAAUUGCUGAUGCAAUAUCCUCCAAGUUGGCAGCUAUACACCAUGUAUCACAAGCUAUCAAAUCCCUUCGAUGGAACCGACAGCUCCAGAAUACACAAGAUGAUUGCGUUGGCAAUGCAGAUACCAUUUGGGAGAAACCUGUUGACUUCUCUUUAUGCCGAUGUGGUGACAUUGACUGUAUUGAAGUUUGCGACAUUAGAGAGUGGCUACCAAAAUCGAAAAUGGAUCACAAAUUAUGGAAACUUGUUCUUUUGCUAGGUGAAUCUUAUCUGGCACUAGGAGAGGCAUACAAGAAUGACGGGCAGCUUCGUCGCACUCUUAAAGUUGUGGAAUUGGCUUGUCUAGUUUAUGGGUCUAUGCCUAAAAAUCUCGAGGGUGAGCAAUUCAUCUCAUCCAUGUCCAAUAGUUCGUUGAGUGUUGAAGAUGGUGAUCUAAAGGCAAAUCUUGUUUUGGAUGAAGCAGACUAUUUCAAAAAUGCUAAAUGUUUCAAUUAUGAUGUUUCUGCUGGGCAGUUGCCUCCAAACUAUUUAUUUUGGGUUAAGGCGUGGAUGCUUGUAGGGGAUGUCUAUGCAGAAUAUCACAGAUUGAGAGGUCAACAAGCACCAGUGUUGCCUGAACAAAAGCCUGAUGGUGAAGUUAGAAUGUCAAAUGAAGUUGCAAUGGAGGUCAAACGUCUUAAGAGAAAACUGGGAAAGGAUAAGCAGAAUUGUGGCACAUGUUCACUGAUAAAUUGUAGCUGCCAAAGUGAUAGGGCAAAUAGUGGCAGCAGUGCAAGCAGCAGUAGUUCUGAGGCCUCUACACUAUAUGGAAGAAAGAAAAACAAAAAAUCAUCUGGCAGGAACUUCCAUUCACAGUCUAGAGAAACUAAAGAGAAUCCCAGCACCCAGGACUCUAUGGGAGAUUCUGAAAAAAGGUCUGUAUCGAAUGUUGAAAUUGAUACUAAUAAUUACACCAUGGAAAAUCAAUCAAGAAAUAAUGAUGGGGAUCCUGAUAAAUCUAAAGAAGAUGUUUCCAGUGUGAGGGUUGGUGGUAUCUUUAAGUUCCUUGGAGGACCUGAACCAGGAGAUGUUGAAUACAAUUUGCAUUCUGCUAUUCAUUGCUACGAUGCAGCCAAGGGAGUCAUUUUUGCAUUUCCAGUGCCCUUGGCUGAAAAAUCCACCAUUCUUAAGAAAAGAGGCUGGGCAUUCAAUGAACUGGGCUGCCAUAGGCUUGAAAGUAGAAAUCUGGGUAAUGCUGAAAUUGCUUUUGCUGAUGCUAUUAAAGCAUUUCAAGAGGUUGCUGACCACACUAAUGUUAUAUUAAUCAACUGUAACUUAGGUCAUGGUAGAAGAGCUUUAGCAGAGCAAUUUGUGUCAAGGAUAGAUGAAUUUCAGAAGUAUGAUUUUCCUCAAGAUGCAUAUAUGCAAUCCUUUAAGUCUGCUAAGUCGGAAUAUUUUCAAGCUAUAAACUAUUACACAGCAGCUAAGAGGCAACUAACAUAUGCUGACAAUGAGGUUGAUAAAGUACUUUACAAUGAGGUUUACACUCAGUAUGCCCAUACACACCUGAGGCUUGGAAUGCUUUUGGCAAGGGAAAGCUUCUUAACUGACAGUUAUGAAGGUGGAUUUGUUGAUGAAUCAUCUAAUAGAACAGUUCUUGAGAUUUCAGCAAGUGAUGCUUUCAGAGAGGCUUUGUCUACAUAUGAAUCUCUUGGUGAACAUCGCAAGCAGGAAGCCGCUUUUGGCCACUUUCAGCUUGCUUGUUAUCAGAGGGAUCUAUGCUUAAGGUUCCUCGAUUUAAUUGACAAGGAGGUCAAACAGAAGAAUGAGGAUAAAUAUCGUCAGAAAGCUAAGUGGUAUGGUUCUUUAGCAGAAAAGAACUGGCAGAGAGCUUUAGAAUUUUAUGGUCCAAAGACACAUUCUACCAUGUUCUUAAACAUCCUUAUGGCACAAUCUGCCCUUUCCGUUAACCUCUCUGAUUCGUUCCACUCAAGUGUGAUGCUUGAAAAUGCAUUGGUGCACUUGCUGGACGGUCGCCAUGUGGUUGAAGCAAAUGAUGAGUAUUCAAACGACUUGGAUCUGGACAUAAAACCGAAAUUCUGGAGCCAGCUGCAGCGCCUGCUGAAGAGCAUGUUGGCAGCUGCUCGACCGGCAGCUUCUGUCGGCCAGGCCAACGCCAGCAACAGCAGAGGAGACACCGCCAAACUAAAAGAGAUGUAUCGUCUGUCGCUCAAAUCAACCUCUCUGGGCCAGCUGCACGCGUUGCACAAGAUUUGGGUCUCCUAACACAUCUCUGUUGUACAAACAUAGACAUCAGAUUGCUCUACAAACGAGUGUUGUACAUGUUGAUUACAUCGUCAUCAGCAUCUUUGAGCUUGUAACUUAUGCUGUCUUUUAUGUUUUUAUCCAUUUGUUAUUUAUUUUUUAAAAUCUCUGGGAUGACUUACAUGCUGAUUGUAAAUUUGCAAUUGUAGUAAUAGUUGUGGAAUGUGUUGUAACUUACAAAUACCAUCGGCUUGCAUUGUAACUUUACAACGUGGAGUUGUACUGCUGCCUUUGAAAUGAAAUGCUCGUUUUCUUCAGAAUGUACCA
Oryza sativa Japonica Group (Japanese rice) is the source of this 4626-nucleotide messenger RNA. RefSeq lists its product as uncharacterized. The record is from RefSeq and is a predicted model, not a curated record. Lineage: Eukaryota; Viridiplantae; Streptophyta; Magnoliopsida; Poales; Poaceae. Gene Ontology annotation, biological process: positive regulation of DNA-templated transcription.